Molecule: messenger RNA, 3959 nt
Organism: Oryctolagus cuniculus (rabbit)
Lineage: Eukaryota; Metazoa; Chordata; Mammalia; Lagomorpha; Leporidae
Gene: TBX3
Product: T-box transcription factor 3
Biological process (GO): cell fate specification; regulation of transcription by RNA polymerase II; positive regulation of DNA-templated transcription
Cellular component (GO): nucleus; chromatin
Molecular function (GO): RNA polymerase II cis-regulatory region sequence-specific DNA binding; DNA-binding transcription factor activity, RNA polymerase II-specific
Source: RefSeq, a predicted model, not a curated record
GCUUUUUUUUUUUUCUUAAAACAACCACCACAACAAAAACUAUGUGCUGCUGUUGAACAACAAAACAAGAAACCAAAAGACAAGAAACCAAAAGCUCACCAGCAGCAGCCGCCGCGGACUGGGGCCCGCCCGGAGUGCAUGAACCUCUCCAUGAGAGAUCCGGUGAUCCCUGGGACCAGCAUGGCCUACCACCCUUUUCUGCCUCACCGGGCGCCGGACUUCGCCAUGAGCGCGGUGCUGGGGCACCAGCCGCCCUUCUUCCCCGCGCUCACGCUGCCGCCCACCGGCGCCGCGGCGCUCUCGCUGCCCGGCGCGCUGGCCAAGCCCAUCAUGGAUCAGUUGGUAGGGGCGGCCGAGACCGGCAUCCCCUUCUCGUCCCUGGGGCCACAGGCGCACCUGAGGCCUCUCAAGACCAUGGAGCCCGAAGAGGAGGUGGAAGACGACCCCAAGGUGCACCUGGAGGCCAAAGAGCUCUGGGAUCAGUUCCACAAGCGGGGCACCGAGAUGGUCAUUACCAAGUCGGGAAGGCGAAUGUUUCCUCCAUUUAAAGUGAGAUGUUCAGGACUCGAUAAAAAAGCCAAAUACAUUUUGCUGAUGGAUAUUAUAGCUGCAGAUGACUGCCGAUAUAAAUUCCACAAUUCGCGGUGGAUGGUGGCAGGCAAGGCCGACCCGGAGAUGCCCAAAAGGAUGUACAUUCAUCCGGACAGUCCUGCCACCGGAGAGCAGUGGAUGUCCAAAGUGGUUACCUUUCACAAACUGAAACUCACCAACAACAUCUCGGACAAGCAUGGAUUUACUUUGGCCUUCCCAAGCGAUCACGCAACGUGGCAGGGGAAUUAUAGUUUUGGUACUCAGACCAUACUGAACUCCAUGCACAAAUACCAGCCGCGGUUCCACAUCGUAAGAGCCAAUGACAUCCUGAAACUCCCUUAUAGUACAUUUCGGACGUACUUGUUUCCCGAAACCGAGUUCAUCGCCGUGACUGCAUACCAGAACGAUAAGAUAACUCAGUUAAAAAUAGACAAUAACCCUUUCGCAAAAGGUUUCCGGGACACUGGAAAUGGGCGGAGAGAAAAAAGGAAGCAGCUCACCCUGCAGUCCAUGCGGGUGUUUGAUGAAAGACACAAAAAAGAGAACGGGACCUCGGAUGAGUCCUCCAGUGAACAGGCCGCCUUCAGCUGCUUCGCUCAAGCCUCUUCUCCCGCCGUCUCCACGGUGGGGACCUCGAACCUCAAAGAUCUGUGUCCCAGCGAGGGGGAGAGCGACGCUGAGGCCGAGAGCAAAGAGGACCACGGCCCCGAGGCCUGCGAAGCAGCCAGGAUCUCCACCACCACGUCGGAGGAGCCGGGCCGCGACAAGGGCAGCCCCGGGGGCAAGGCGCACCUCUUCGCUGCAGAGGCGGCCGGCCGGCCCCGGGACAGCGGGCGGCCCGACAAGGCAUCGCCCGACUCGCGCCACAGCCCGGCCACCAUCUCGUCCAGCACCCGCGGCCUGGGCGCCGAGGAGCGCCGCAGCCCGGGCCGCGACGGCGCGGCCACGUCCAAGCUGGAGGAGGCGCGCGCGCCGCCGGGCAAGGAGGUCUUCGCGCCGCUCUCCGUGCAGACGGACGCGGCCGCCGCGCACCUGGCCCAAGGCCCGCUGCCCGGCCUCGGCUUCGCCCCGGGCCUCGCCGGCCAGCAGUUCUUCAACGGGCACCCGCUCUUCCUGCACCCCGGCCAGUUCGCCAUGGGUGGCGCCUUCUCCAGUAUGGCGGCUGGCAUGGGGCCCCUGCUGGCCACCGUGUCCGGGGCCUCCACCGGCGUCUCGGGCUUGGAUUCCACCGCCAUGGCCUCGGCGGCCGCGGCGCAGGGGCUGUCCGGGGCCUCGGCCGCCACCCUGCCCUUCCACCUCCAGCAGCACGUCUUGGCUUCCCAGGGCCUGGCCAUGGCGCCGUUCGGAAGCCUGUUCCCUUAUCCGUACACGUACAUGGCGGCGGCGGCGGCUUCCAGCUCGGUGCACCGCCACCCCUUCCUCAACCUGAACAGCAUGCGCCCGCGGCUGCGCUACAGCCCCUACUCCAUCCCCGUGCCGGUCCCCGACAGCAGCGGCCUGCUCAGCACCGCGCUGCCGUCUAUGGCCGCGGCCGCGGGGCCCCUGGACGCCAAAGCCGCCGCCCUGGCCGCCAGCCCGGCCUCGGGGGCCGUGGAUUCGGGCUCGGAACUGAACAGCCGCUCCUCCACGCUGUCGUCCAGCUCCGUGUCCUUGUCGCCCAAGCUGUGCGCCGACAAGGAGGCGGCCACCAGCGAACUUCAGAGCAUCCAGCGGCUGGUCAGCGGCCUGGAGGCCAAGCCCGACCGGUCCCGCAGCUCGUCCCCCUAGAGCCCCGCGCCCCGGAUUCUGCCCAUUCCAGUCCAGUCCAGUCUGCCGUGCACUUUGUGGGAUGGCCAAGAAGCCAGCGGGCCUGCGGCGGCGCGCGGGGGAGAGGGGAGGGUGUAGCCGUCCCCUUCGGCGGUCAUAGGGGCCAGGGGUGCCGGCCUCCCUGGACAGAACGUUCUAGAGCCAGGCCUUGGCGCCUUGGCUUCUUAGCAAUGCUUCUGUAUCCUGGAUCUAGCCCCAGAGCCGCGGGUGGGUGGGGGUGGGGGAGCUCCGAAGCGCGCCUGUGGUCUCGAGUUGUUGGGGGGUGGGAGUGGAAACAUUUAAGUCCCAGGCAACUUGCAGCCAGGCCCACCGGGAGGGGCAGGAGGUGCGGAGAGCCUCCUGGUCCCUGUGGAUUUAUAUAUAUAUAUAUAUAUUUUUUUUUUCCUUCGCUGUGUCAAGUGGAAACAAAAAGCAAAUUUUUUGUUUUUUGUUUUUUAAAAGAAGGGGACAAAUGCAUACACGAACGCGAUUCUGUGUGUGAAGAUGAGUAACUUCAGCGACUCUCCUGGGGUCCCUGAGGGAGCACCGCGGGGCACCCAGGGGUGUCACUGCCAUCCUAGCUUAGUGUCUAGUAAGGACGUCUGUCUUUUGAAUACUCCUGUGAUGUUUGAAGAGCCGCUAUAGGUCUCUUGCAUGUUCCCCAGUCAUGUAUUUGUGGUUUUUAUUUUGAACUCUGAGCUUUUAGGGGAGAAACAUCAUCCCACCCCCUUCCCCCCAAGCCUGCACCCCCAGGGAGGAGAGGGGUGGGACAACAGAAAAAAGUAUGGAUUUAUUUUCUCUAAUUAAUCUCUGUAGCAGGAUUCCUGUUGUGUUUCUUUGACAGUUUUCUCUUUCCUGUAUAUGCAAUAACAAGGUUUUAAAAAAAUAAAGAAGGAGCGAGACUAUUAGACAAAGUAUUUAUGUAAUUAUUUGAUAACCCUUGUAAAUAGGUGGAAUAUGAAUGCUUGGAAAAUGAAAACUUUAAUUUAUUGACAUUGUUGUAUAAAGCUCUGUAAAUAGGCCCGCACCUGUAAGGUUUUGUGUUGUUUCUCCUCGCCGGUUUUAUCUCCAAAUCACAGAAUUCGCUGUUAACACCCGAAAAAACACACUGUGCACCAACACCUACACACUUGUCUGCAACAUGGGUUUUUUUUUUUUUUCUGAUCUCUUUUGUUUUUAAAGUCCAAGAUUGUGGGGGGGGGGCAGAGUGCUAUUUCCUAUUUUAGCCAAAAUCGGGGAGGGGGUGUGCCCCUUCCAGAAUCCACUUGAAAUUCCUGAAAAUACAACACCCCAACGUGGUUCUGAAAUUGCUGUGGCCCCAGGGGUGGGUGGAAGGGACUGUGGUUUGACUUGUAAUUUUUUUUCUUUUGUAUUUCUAUUUGCUAGUGUCUGGAAUUCUCUGAUGGUGUUUUGAGUUAGUGCCUAUAGCGCUGCCUUCACAGUCCAAAAGUCAGGUGCUCAGAGGAGCUUACAGAAGGUGUAUUUUGUGUUAUAGCUGUUGAUGAGUUCUUUGGUUUUCUGUAUCCCCCCCCUUCUCUCUUUAAAACAUCACUGAAAUUUCAAUAAAUUUUUAUUGAAAUGUC